This is a messenger RNA of Nothobranchius furzeri (turquoise killifish), 3077 nucleotides long. It is a transcript of the gene anapc2, whose product is annotated as anaphase promoting complex subunit 2. Gene Ontology annotation, molecular function: ubiquitin protein ligase binding. Gene Ontology annotation, cellular component: anaphase-promoting complex. Gene Ontology annotation, biological process: protein K11-linked ubiquitination; ubiquitin-dependent protein catabolic process; metaphase/anaphase transition of mitotic cell cycle. NCBI's taxonomy places the organism in Eukaryota, Metazoa, Chordata, Actinopteri, Cyprinodontiformes, Nothobranchiidae. The record is from RefSeq and is a predicted model, not a curated record.
GUGAUUAAAAAAAAGUAGAAGAAGUCAACCCGCCAUACCAUGUUCAUACCUGUAUUGUAAAUUACUAUUUGCUUGAAUGGAAAAGUUAUUAUUUAGUAAACUCGUUGAAACACGGUUGAGACACGGGGCAUGCUUUUUACACAUAGCGCCGCGGUAAGACAAGACAUGCUGAGGUUUAAAUGCUGAAUCUACAGGAGCCGGUUCGGCAUUUGUGAAGAAAGUGUCAUAAAAUGGAGGAAAUGAUGAUGGAAUCGGAUUCGGUGGAAAUGUCUGAGCCCGGAGCGCUCCAGGGGCUCGCUGAGGCGUGGGAAUCCGUGACUGCAGCUUUGGUGUCUUCUGGAUGCCCGGUGUCUGACCAGAGCCUCUCUGACUCCUUGCUUCUGCUCUGCAGUCAUGGUUUGGGCCGACUGCUCGGGAUCUGGCUGCUGGAAACUUUGCAGAUGCGCCUGUCGUCCUCGGUGGUUCCAGAGUUCUGGUCUUGCCUGAAACAGCCGGAGAACGAGCUGGAGGAAAAAGAUCGAGCAUGGGUUCUCCUCACUGCUUUUAGGACUCUGUUGGACCGCCUGGAACCUUUUCUGAGUGGUUUGGAGAAGCUUGGGGCGUGGCAGGAUGAGGGUCAUGGUGGUCUGUGUGGUCCAGGUCCCAGUGGCCUCCAGGAGCGAGCCUUCACCACCAUCAGAGCCCUCCUGCUGUUCUCUCCUCCCCCCAUUCUGCAGGAGCGAGUGCUGGAGUUUUACAGCAGGACUUUCUCCGUCUACAUGAAACUGGAGGGCAGCGAUGAGGAUGUGGCCGAGGCUCCAGACAGCCCCAGUGGAGGGUCCUGCCCAGGGUGUGGGGUCCCGGUCCUGAGGUGCUGGUGUCAGGAGGCCCUGGAGCAGCUGCAGGAGCUCAGCCACAUACUACUGAAGCUACAGCUGCUGGAGUGGGUCAGCUCGGAGGCCAUCACCUGCAUCCUCCACAAGCUCAUCGAGCAGCGGAUGGAGCAGCAUUGCCGGGGCGAGUACGAGCGCUCCUUCUUGCUGGACUUCCAGGAGUGGCUGGAGCUGGUUCUUGGCUGGCUGAGCAAAGUGUUCGCCAGUGAGGUGGACGGAGCCACUCCUGUUCCUGCUGCUCCCAGUGGUCCCAUUCAGUCCAGCAUCCAGGGCACCCAGCCUGCCAGCUCCAUCAUGAAGCAGUGGAGAUGCCACAUGCAUCAGUUCUUCUGCAGGAUCUACGUCAACAUGAGGAUCGAAGAGCUCUUCAGCAUCAUCCGAGAUUUUCCGGAAUCUAAAGCUGCCAUCGAGGAUCUGAAGUUCUGCUUGGAGCGAACCAACCAGAGGCAGCAGCUCCUCGUGUCGUUGAAAUCAGCCUUUGAAAGCCGCCUGCUGCACCCAGGCGUUCACACGGCCGACAUUCUCACCGUUUACAUCUCAGCCAUCAAAGCUCUCCGAGAGCUGGACCCGUCCAUGGUGAUCCUGCAGGUGGCCUGCCAGCCCAUCCGUAAAUACCUCAGGACUCGAGACGACACGGUGAGACAGAUCGUUGCGGGGCUCACAGGAGACGCUGAAGGCUGCGCCGAUCUGGCCUCCGAGCUGUCCCGAGGAGACCCCGUCACUCUGGAGAUGCAGGACAGCGAUGAUGACGGCAACGACCCUGAAGACUGGACUCCAGACCCGACCGAUGCUGUGCACGAUAAGAUGGGUUCGAAUCGUCGCUCAUCUGACAUCAUCAGCCUGCUAGUCAGCAUCUACGGCAGUAAGGACAUCUUCAUCGAUGAGUACCGAGCCGUGCUGGCUGACCGGCUGCUGCACCAACUCAAUUACAACACCGCCCGGGAGAUCCGUAACGUGGAGCUGCUGAAGCUGCGGUUCGGAGAGUCCCACAUGCACCUCUGCGAAGUCAUGCUGAAGGACAUGGCUGACUCUCGUAGGAUCAACAGUCACAUCCGUGAAGAAGAGUCGAGGCUGAGCGAAGAGGAGCAGCUGCCGCUCAGUCUGUCAGCCAUCAUCCUGUCGUCAGAGUUCUGGCCAACGCUGAAGGAGGAGAAGCUGGAGCUCCCUGCUGUCGUCUGUCAGGCCAUGGAGGCGUACACACACAGCUACGAGAAGCUCAAGGCCAUGAGGACUCUGAGCUGGAAGCCUCACCUCGGUUCUGUCACUCUGGAUGUGGAGCUGGAGGACCGGGUCCUAUCCCACCUCACGGUGUCGCCGAUCCACGCGGCCAUCAUCUUGCACUUCCAGGAGAAAAGCUCUUGGACCCUGGAGGAGCUGAGUGUGAAGCUGGGCGCCCCGAAGGAGCUGGUCCACAGGAAGCUGGCCAUGUGGCAGCAGCAUGGAGUUCUGAAGGAGGAAGCAGGAGGGCGGUACUGUGUCCUGGAGACCCGCUCAUCUAGAGAGAAACUGGACCGAGGCGUGAUGCUGAUCGACAGCGACGAGGAGAGAGACUCCAACACCACCACCCAGUCUGAACAGAGAGAGGAGAAGCUGCAGCUGUUCUGGGCCUACAUCCAGGCCAUGCUCACCAACCUGGACAGCAUGACCCUGGACCGAAUACACUCUAUGCUGAGGAUGUUCGUCGCCUCGGGACCUGUCGUCACGGAGAUGGAUAUCAACGAGUUGGAGGCCUUCCUUCAAAAGAAGGUCAGAGAGCAUCAGCUGAUUGUGUCUACAGGCAUCUACAGACUCCCGAAGUCCAACUGAUGGAGUUGGUGUGGCAUUCAAGUGCUUUUUCUCACGAUCAGAGACGUCUGUAAAAUGAUGCCGGCAGCUAAAAUUGGUCCUGCAGGUUCAUGAAGUUUCUACUGAAAGUCUUGUUUUUUUAUGGUUUUGAGUGCAACAUGAGUCACAGCAGUGAUGUUGCUGCAGGAGGAAGCAGCACUGAGCUGGAACAGAGAAUUAUAUUUUCUGUCUCGCCUCUGAUGUUUUCUUGGUGUUACGUUCCAACUUUGGAGUCAUUCAUCAAAACGAAGAGACUUGGAAAUGUUCACACAGGUUAAAAACAGGACCCAGUUCAUCCACAGCAGUUUGAUAUAUUCACAUUGUAAUAAAGGAAACCAGAUCCUCAGAAUUAUUAAAAAACAAAUAAAGCGGUCAACUCGG